AUGAGGGCCCCAGCCGACCAGAGGGACAGGUCCAAGUGGUGUGAGUUCCAUGCAGACCAUGGGCAUCGGACAGAGGAUUGCAUCGCCCUCAGAUUGGAAGUGGCCCACCUACUAAAACAAGGCCACCUCACCGAUUACCUAACCGAGAAGGGCAAGCAGACCCUACAACAAGGAAGGGAUAGACAUGAUGACCAUAGAGAAGCUACACCGCCAAUCCCACCAUCUCAUGAAAGAACCGUGAAUGUCAUAUCUGGUGGCUCCGAAGUAAGCGGGGUCACCCACUCCGCAGCAAAGAAGCAUACUCGACAGGCUAUGUCUAACAAGGCAGAAACCAACAUGCCCUGCCAGACCGCUUCAACCCUUCCGACCCAAACAAUCAGUUUUCAUACAACUGAAUCAGACAAGCUUCUUCACCCUCAUCAUGAUGCUUUAGUUAUUUCAGUUUUUAUUGCAAAUUGUUUGACCAAGCGUGUUCUAAUCGAUAAUGGUAGUUCUGCCAACAUCUUGUUUUUUGAUGCUUUCAGGGAGAUGGGCUUGAACGAGUCCAAAAUAAUAAAAAAGUCCGCGGUGCUUAUAGGCUUCAGUGGUGAGACCAAGGCCACGAUGGGGGAGAUUGACCUUCCUGUCUAUGCCGAAGGGGUGAAUCAAUCAACCAAGUUCUUAGUGAUCAACGCCCCUUCCGUGUUCAACGUUAUUUUGGGUCGACCAUGGAUCCAUGAUAUGGAAGCAGUGCCAUCUACCUACCACCAAGUCAUUCGAUUCCCAACUAAAUGGGGCAUCAAGGAGAUCAGGGGCGAGCAAAAAGAUUCAAGGGCAUGCUACCAAACGACCAUGAAGGCAAAGCAAACCACUCAAUAG
Messenger RNA from Salvia miltiorrhiza (redroot sage), 858 nucleotides. RefSeq lists its product as uncharacterized. NCBI's taxonomy places the organism in Eukaryota, Viridiplantae, Streptophyta, Magnoliopsida, Lamiales, Lamiaceae. The record is from RefSeq and is a predicted model, not a curated record. The coding region runs from base 1 to 858 and encodes 285 amino acids. The transcript has a single exon.